Messenger RNA from Drosophila nasuta, 3766 nucleotides. Its product is annotated as transmembrane protein 198. The coding region runs from base 744 to 1985 and encodes 413 amino acids. NCBI's taxonomy places the organism in Eukaryota, Metazoa, Arthropoda, Insecta, Diptera, Drosophilidae. The transcript is spliced from 5 exons. Gene Ontology annotation, cellular component: plasma membrane. The record is from RefSeq and is a predicted model, not a curated record.
CAGUAAUUGUAUUUACAUAUUCACCUGCAUUUACAUACAUAAAUGUAAAAGAAAGCUCUACUCCACUAAGCUUUCGGCAAAUGGUGUCCUCUGAGCUUUUGUGCUUUCCUCACGAGGGUUGCUGCUUGCCUUUUUCACUAUUGCUAUCCUCCUCUGGCCGCCACUUCUUUUGUGUGCGUGGCCCACAGCUAUCAGCUAUGGUGUCGGUUGUCCUUGUUGCACUUGUUCUUCGUGGAAUCAACGUUGCGCGCUCAACAUUGUCGUGUCGCCAAUGUGUGUGUUUUGUUGUACCACAAGCAAAUUUGUCUUGGCCCCGAUUGUAACGUCCCAGCACACAACUGAAGCUUCAACUCCGAACAAUAAACCAAAAGAAAUUAAAGUGUACACAAUAAACAUUAAAAAGCGAGACGCGAGUGUAAAAUAAUUUAAACAAAAAUAAAUUAAACAGUGCACAAAAAAAACUCGAAUAAUGUAAAGUAAAUAGUAGAAGAAUUUCAGGAGCAGCAAUUGGAGAUUACAGCAGAAGAAGAAGAAGCAGCAGAAGAUGCCGUCGCGUGAAAACAACUCCGCCCUAUUUUGAGCUGCAGUCAUUGACAUAGACUAAAAACCACAGCAACAACACAACCAUGUGCCGCUGCCUUCAUAUCCUGAUCCUUGCUGUUGAACAAGCAUCAAUAUUAUUAUUAACGUAUUAGGCAUUAACUUUUGAAUCGCAUAGAAGAGUUUUGCCAUCAUCAAAGAGGAUGGGAGCGGGAAACGAGAAUGGCACAGCGAGCAGCGCUGCCGACGUCGCUGCCGCUGCUUCUGCUGCUGUUGCUAAGAGCAGCGCCUUGCAUUCGCUGGACAGCUAUGAUGUGGUCUACGAUGGUCAGGAGCAUGAUGACACCAAAAGCGUGUCUCAUCUCGAUUGGCCCUUCUUAAUUAAGGGAAUCCUGGAGAGCAGCCAGACAUGUGCACCCACCACACCGGACACAUUGGCCGCCCUGCUCUGGGCAAUUAUCGCAGUGUUUGGCAUCGUCUAUGCUCUGCUUGGCUAUCGCUGCUUGCGAGCCGUUGGUUUCCUCAGUGGCUUGAUGGUGGGCGCCAAUGGCAUCUUCAUAUUGCAGGACUUUCAGAUCACUUGGCUGGGCAAACCCGCCGACUCGGCGCUAGCCAUUGUCGCUGGUCUCUUGGGUGCCGUCUUGGGCUCCACAUAUCCCGUGGCGUCGGUUUUAAUUAGCGCCUUUGCUGGCGCCUUGCUCUCCGGUGCUGCGAUGGCCGUGUGCGUUGCCACAAUGCCGGACAAUGAAUUUGGCUAUCGCGAGAUCUAUGUCGCUGUCGUGGGCGGUGCUGUCAUCUGUUCGGUGUUAACGCUGUGCUGUGUCAAGUAUGUCACCAUACUCACGUCCAGCAUUGUUGGCACCGCCAUGAUUAUUGGCGCCAUUGACUUUUUCAUGCAUGGCCUGGAGACCAUUAACUGGAUACUCAACAUGAAGCCACACCCAUCGCCACCGCCUUGCUACGGCGGAUUGCUGAUCACCGCCUGGCCGGUGACCAUUGUGAUAAGCAUUAUGGUGCAGUGCUUCAUCACCGCCUGGCGCGUGGAUCAUCGCAAGCGCAUCUAUAUGCGACACCAUCAGCCACACGGUGCCCAUGGUCCGCAUCAUCAUGGACUGACGCACGGACAGCCGCCGGCGCCGGGUAAUCCUCAUGUGCCGAUGCGACGGGCUCAAUCGCGUACACGAGAAACACGCGAGGAGGCGCGUCAACGCAAGUUCCGUUAUCUGUAUCAGGUGCGCACAGCACGCGGUGACAUUAUAUCGCAGAACUUUGUCUCGGCUCUGCAGAAGCGCAUACAAUUGAGCGGCACCGAAACGCCAUCGGAGCGUUCGAUUAAGACGAGCUCAAAUGAACGCAACACAUUCCGCAGUGAUCGGACACACUUUACGACCAUUCACGAUCCGGAGCUGUGCGAUAAGAUUGAAAUUGUGCGCGACAUUGGAUAACAAACAAGCAAUAGCUACAUGUAACUAUAUCCGUAAGGGGGGCUAGGGAGUGAUCUAUUCAACAGAUUGGAUUUUAGGGUCGGGGGCCAAUUAUAAACGAUGCGAGUUUGGACAACACGGUUAUAGCAACUAGGAAUCAACAUGUAGCUAAAUGGCAAACAAAAACAGAAAACCUAAAAGUGACACGACGGACAGCAGACCGAAAGAAGAGAAGACACAAGCUUUAACUUGAUAUGGAAAUUGAAAGAAUACCAGAUGAAGAGGACGAGUUAUACUCGCGUUUGGUUUCCCGCAAAAUAUGAAAAGAAAGAAAACCAAAAAAAAAAACGAAACUAAUUCAAUAAUGGAUAAAUUAUGAAAAUACUGUAAAUGUAUUUGCAUUCCUAGCACUUUAAGAGCAUAAUUAUGAUAUUCCCCAAUAAUCGAAGUUAGGAAACCUUUGCACCAAAAAAAACACAUAAGAUAAGUGUAAAGUAAAGGAAUGUUACUAUGACACAAGAAUAUAAUAAUAUAAGUAUAUGAAUACGAAAAGAUAGUGAAUGUAAAUGUAGCCAGUGUUUGUAACAAGUUUGACUUGCGUGAUUGAUUGAAAAUGGAUUGUGUAUCAAGGAUUGUUUCUUCUAGUAACUAAAUAUUAUAUACUCGUAUCUGGUCGAAGUUAAGUUGAAUCGCGUAUUCCUAAAAUGCAACUGCAAAUGCAACUGCAAAAUGCACACAUAAUAAUUAUAAUUAUCAAUUUACUAAUGAGUUUGUGAUCUGUGUUAUUCAACAUAUUCCAAGAAAAAAACAAAACAAAAUACAUAUGAAACAACUUUUUCCGCUCUUCGAAUACAACUUAUACUAUAUACAUAUAUAUAGUGCAUAUAUCUACUAAUUACAACUGAUGUUUCCUUCGAUUUUAAAAACAAGUCUACAUAGUAAUCCAUAGCAAAUACAACAAUAAUAUAUAUAUAUAUAUAUGAUGUGCAUACCUAUUAAGUACAAUAAAUUUAACAUGUCCGGGAACCGAAUUUUACGCCAAAAUAUAGCAAACGAAUCUGUACAGUUGCCUAUUAGGAAUUUAAAUAACCGAGAAAAAAAAAGAACGUUAUGAAAUUUUGCAAAAUUGCAUUUAAAAAAUCCUUGUACUUGUCGUAUUUAUCAUAAAGUUUAAGGCUAAGCUAAGGUUCUCUCUAUUAUUAAUUGAAUGAAAUAAGCUCCAUGCAAAGAAAAAAAACUGCAGUACAAACUCACGUUGAGGAACUGCAGAUUAGACAUUGACCUAGCAUUAUAUAUUUAAAAAUGAAAACGAAACCAAAGAAGAAAACUCUGUAAUGAAACGUUAGUCCGUGUUAGUCCUGCUAAGGAAGAAGAAGAAUUGCUGCCGUCCUCAAUCACAGCUAAUUCAAUCAAAAACUAGUCAGUCAGUCAGUCAAUCAAUCAACGAUCGCGGUUGGGUCAAUGUCUAAUCGGGUUUACUUCUACUAGUCCUAAGACCUAAGUUAUCGGAACCGAUCUUUUUAUCAAAAGUGCAACAAAGAUUUAUUGUAGCAUAGCUUCUUGGUACUUGCUACUGGCAUUUAAUGAACAAAUGGCAGCUGUUAUCUUGACAAAAGUUGCAAACUUUUGCUUAUAUUAUAUGAUAAUAUAUUAUAUAUAUAGUUAAUGAUAAUUAAUGGAAAUGCAUAUUUAACGACCUACAACAAACAUAUUAUAUACAAUAAAUCUAUAUAUACAGCAGAGGCUAGAUCGAGGUCGAUAUCGAAAUCGAGCUCGAAAUAAAAAUAAAUAAUGCGAGCCAC